CCUCAAGAAGGCAUGGAGAGAAAAUUUAUACUUUCAUAUUCAGUUCAUGAUAAUUACCAAAGUUUGUUCUGAUACUUGGAGUCGCUGUCCCCCACUCACCCUCGCCUUCAUCCGUCACAGCAACCAUACAGGACGUUUAAUCAGUGCCUGGUUUGAGGUUGGGGAAGGUUGACAGCUCCAGGGACCGGGCCUUGGCGUGUGCCAUGUUUGACCAGAUUAUGAUUGGCCAGUGAGCGGCUAAAAGUGGGACCAGUUACCAAGCGGGAGCACUCAAUGUUGCUGCGGCUCCCAUCAACAGUCAAGACACCUGUGUGGAAACACCACAGAUCCUCGAAGUUGCAGACCGCACCACGCAGCUCAAAUAUCACGACUAUCAGUUCAAUAAUGGAGAACGGCGCUGCCACGCAUGGUGAAGGCAAGGAUCCUUCGGGAUUCCUUAGCGAGAUCAUCGGGAACCCUGUUACCGUCAAGCUUAACUCGGGUGUUGUCUACAAGGGGGAGCUUCAGUCGGUGGACGGAUAUAUGAACAUUGCGCUGGAAAAGGCCGAAGAGUAUGUCAACGGCGUGAAGCGGCGGAGUUACGGUGACGCAUUCGUCCGAGGCAACAACGUCAUGUACAUCUCUGCCGAAUGAUCGAGGGCACCACAGUGCUCACGCAUGAGCCUGAAUUUGGCCUUGAGCAUAUGGCAGGUAUUGGAGCCUCGAGCUGACUUCUUUUGUCAUCUCAGUUCACAGCGACGGCAUGGGCUCGGCACGACAUCACGAAGUCAGGAUAUACCACCCAAUGGCGUCGGCAAACUCCUGGGAUCUUGCGGGACGGGUAUCUAGAAACCCGGUCUCGGUGGGCUUCACCCGUGGACAUCAGUCAUGGCAAGCAAACACAAAUACAUCUAGUUUCACAUGCAGGAUGGCACGGAAAAGGUUUGAAAACGAGUGCCUCUUUAUUGUUGAUUGGUUGAUCGAUCAAUAUGCGACUCCAAUGCAGCAUAGACCGCCAUACAACCCAAUACUCGCUGAUUCUAGAAUCCUCUCCCUAACUG
Molecule: messenger RNA, 1040 nt
Organism: Parathielavia appendiculata
Lineage: Eukaryota; Fungi; Ascomycota; Sordariomycetes; Sordariales; Chaetomiaceae
Product: U6 snRNA-associated Sm-like protein LSm6
Exons: 3
Coding region: 385-633 (82 amino acids)
Biological process (GO): maturation of SSU-rRNA; mRNA splicing, via spliceosome
Cellular component (GO): P-body; sno(s)RNA-containing ribonucleoprotein complex; nucleolus
Molecular function (GO): RNA binding
Source: RefSeq, a predicted model, not a curated record